ACUGCAUGCACCACUGAAUUAAAAACCAAUUUGUCUAAGAGAGGAAAUAAGGAGCAGUGAUGUGUAGAGAAACUUCCUGAAAUGUAAAGGAGAAAGAAGUAGAAAAGAAGGAGGAAGAGAAAAAAAGUGUCAGUUCAGUGCAGAAGCAGUGAGCAGAGGUCACUGAGCCGAAGACUCAGCAAGAAAAAGGAAUAAACAGUUUCACACUGCCAAGAUGCUUGUUUUGAUUUGGGCAGCUCUACUUCUCACUGUGACAGGAUCAGGCACGAACAACACAAGAACAGACACGGAGAAUGGAUCCCCUAAUAAUCGUACCGUUACAAACCCCAAACCAGAUGCUGGACAAUGUCCUUUAACUAAAGUCAAGAGCUUUACUUGGUGCAAAUGUCAACCAUGUGGAGUAUGUAACCAGCAAAUGAAUAACUCAGGGAACAAUGACAAUGAUCUAAAGAAAAACUGCUGCAUCAUCAACAACUUCACCACUUCAGAUGAGAAAAUUUAUCAAGUCAAAGCUGAAGCUGAGGAGGAUUGCCGGAAAUGUAUUUAUGAAGCAAACAUUACUGUUAAAGUUUGUCCCUCGAAUGGCUCUACAUCAGAUGUCCAGUGUGUAAGUGAGGGCUUUUCUUUACCCAUAAUCACAUGGCCACUUUUGAACAGUUAUGAGUACACUGCGUCAACAACUGUCUCAAGUCAUUCAGUCAUAGGUAACAUGACAAUGCGUUUAGAAUAUUCUAGCGAGAUUACUGUUAAGUGUACCAGCAAGAAUGAUUCUAGUGAAAUCAAGGAAAACAUGUGCAGCUCAGAAGAACCAAAUAAGCAACAAAAUCAGGGCGAUACAAACUUUUUUGAUCGUCUGAAAAAAAUCUUUGAAGAUCAGCUGCUGUUCUUCUUAGUUUUCGGAGUUGGAAUUCUGAUCGGAUCACUGGUUGCAGGCUUCAUCGCCUGCCUUGCAAUACAAUGCUGCAGCAGAAAGAAGAAAUCCCAUUCUACUGAGGAGCUGGAGCUGGUGACCACUGAACCUGUUCCAAAGUUUUGUGAUGAUGGGACCCUGGACUUACAGGAUGAUGGCAUCCAGAACCAUGUGGCAGCAGAAGUUGGAGAGGAGCCUGCUGUGGACUUGGUAGAUUCAGACCUGUCGCCAAAGGACACGGUGUACUCAGACAUUGACUUCUCUGCAAUGAAAGAGAAGAAUCCUACGGCUGCCAAAGAGCAGGGGGAUGCCACAGAGACUGAAUAUGCUGAGAUUAAGAGAGGGGAAAUGGAUGAGGCUCAAGAAAAUGAAGAAAUGGACUGUGAAAUGUUGGCAGGAAAUGAUGAGACGGAUGUGAUAAUUGAGCAUCAGGGAGAGAGAAAACAGGGCUUGCUGGCUGAAGAGGUGAUAGGAGAGGAUGUGCCACUUUGCUCUAACACGAAUGAAGAAGGAAACUGAACUGUGAAUGCUUUAGAAAGAUUAAAGCAAUGAUAAAGCGAGACAUAAAAGUAAAGUAAGGUUUGCUUGGGUGAGACAGAGGCUUUUUGCAUUUUUGAGUGUUUAUGAAGUAAAUACCUGGAACAAGGUAGUUUUUGUUUGUAAAGCAAAAACUUUGCAUGUCAAGUUCCAAUCAAGCUGUGUUUUGCAUUGACAGAAAUCUUUAAGUAGUAUUUUCCAUUUGAAAGAAAACAUUAUUUUAAGUUUUUAUGCAUGUUGUAAUUUAUAUGUAGAGUGUUAAGAUGACAAAUAAAAUUUUAUUUGUUUCAAUUUUUUAGACUGCACCUUUUCUUAUGUAUGUUUGCUUUAAUAAACUGAGACAUUGAACACUGUUGCUUUGAAAUGUAGGAGUUCCUUUUCUUGAUCAAAAUCUACUUCCCCUUUUUUGUCUUGUAAGAAAUAGAAGAGUGGUUUUUAAAAAAAUCUGCUUUGUUAAUGGAAACUGUGGCUCAAGAGGUUGUGUUGAGAGUUCCUAAAACAGUCACUUGUUUCUUUUCCACUGGAUUAUCAUCAGGAAUCAUUUAUUGAAUGUGUGUAAA
Molecule: messenger RNA, 2007 nt
Organism: Fundulus heteroclitus (mummichog)
Lineage: Eukaryota; Metazoa; Chordata; Actinopteri; Cyprinodontiformes; Fundulidae
Exons: 7
Coding region: 215-1429 (404 amino acids)
Source: RefSeq, a predicted model, not a curated record